AUGAAGCGCGAGCACUCCCACCGUCCUCCACCGCCAGACCCUUUCACCGGCGCCUCCUCUGGCCAAAAGAGUAAGAUGUGGGAGGAAGCUGAACCGGACGCCGGCGUGGACGAGCUCCUCGCUGUACUGGGCUACAAGGUGAAGGCCUCUGACAUGGUCGAGGUCGCCCAGAAGAUCGAGCAGCUCGAGCAAGUGAUGGGCCAUGGCCAGGAGGACGAAUUAAUGUCUCACCUCGCUUCCGACUCCGUUCACUACAACCCUUCCGAUCUAUCUUCCUGGCUCGAGUCCAUGAUCUCCGAGCUCAACCCGCCGCCACUGCCGCCGCCUCCGCCGAUGGAGGACCCGUUCCUUGCCCCGGCCGAAUCCUCUACAAUAACGUUCCAAGAUUCACCUUCCGAUUACGAUCUGAAGGCGAUCCCGGGAAACGCUGUCGUUUACCCCCAAAUUCAGCCGCCGCCGAACAAGCGGUUCAAGCCCGCCUCGUCAUCGUCGUCAUCGAUUACCUCUGCCAUGCCUGUCUGGGGCUCCAAUACGGUCGAGUCGUCUCGACCGGUGGUCCUUGUUGACUCGCAGGAGAACGGGAUAAGACUAGUCCACGCCCUUAUGGCCUGUGCGGAGGCCGUCCAGCAAGACAAUCUCAAGCUCGCCGAGGCCCUGGUCAAGCAGAUCGGGUUCCUCGCCGUCUCGCAAGCCGGCGUCAUGAGAAAAGUCGCCACCUACUUCGCCGAGGCUCUUGCCAGACGAAUCUACCGGCUAUACCCCGAGAAUCCGCAAGAUUCUGCCUUCGCUGACCUUCUCCAGAUGCAUUUUUACGAGACCUGCCCUUACCUCAAGUUCGCUCAUUUCACAGCUAAUCAAGCCAUCCUUGAAGCUUUCGCGAAUAAAGAUAAGGUUCAUGUGAUAGACUUUAGUAUGAAACAGGGAUUGCAGUGGCCGGCUCUGAUGCAGGCCUUGGCUCUUCGACCCGGCGGUCCGCCCACUUUCCGUUUGACUGGGAUCGGACCUCCCUCGCAUGACAAUACCGACCAUUUGCAGGAAGUUGGUUGGAAGCUAGCUCAAUUGGCUGAAACUAUUCACGUUAAGUUUGAAUACAGAGGGUUUGUAGCCAAUAGUUUGGCGGAUCUAGAGGCCUCGAUGCUUGAGCUUCGAGAUGGUGAAGCCGUGGCGGUUAAUUCGGUUUUUGAAUUGCAUCAAUUGCUGGCUCGACCGGGUGCGAUCGAGAAGGUUUUAUCGGCGGUGAAGGAGAUGAAGCCGGAUAUACUGACAGUCGUCGAGCAAGAAGCGAACCACAACGGGCCGGGUUUCCUUGACCGGUUCACCGAAUCCUUGCAUUACUACUCCACGCUUUUCGACUCGUUGGAGGAUCUGCAACGUGGUCGCGUGCGAGGGGCCGGACCGGGUGGAGAGGCACGAGACGCUAGCUCAGUGGCGAGCCCGGUUCGAGUCGGCCGGGUUCGAGCCGGCUCACCUGGGUUCGAACGCGUACAAGCAGGCGAGCAUGUUGCUGGCGCUGUUCAACGGCGGGGAUGGGUAUCGGGUGGAAGAGAACAGCGGGUGUCUGAUGCUGGGUUGGCACACUCGGCCACUCAUCGCCACCUCGGCCUGGAAACUCAGCUAGGACCGAGCCGACUCGGAAGGAGACCCCACAUACUCCGAGUCACGUCAACUCAAGUGUAG
Molecule: messenger RNA, 1677 nt
Organism: Thlaspi arvense
Lineage: Eukaryota; Viridiplantae; Streptophyta; Magnoliopsida; Brassicales; Brassicaceae
Source: the annotation of a GenBank genome assembly